GUGGUGGAGGGGGAAGCGGCUCAGCGGCGCAUGCGCAAGGCAGACAGACGCUCUGGUUCAAACCGAGGGAUUUGUUUGUUCGGCGGACGGAGCGGGGGCGUCGCGCGGUGCAUUAUGGCUGUCAGCACAGGCAUAUCGCUGGUCCUUUCCUCCCUCCUCUCCCUCCUGCUCUUCACGGGGAUGCAGAUGUACAGCCGCCAACUGGCCUCCAGCGAAUGGCUCACCAUCCAGGGCGGCCUCCUGGGCUCUGCCCUGUUCAUUUUUUCCUUAACCGCCUUCAACAACCUCGAAAACCUGAUUUUCGGCAGAGGGUUCCAAGCAAAGGUCUUUCCUGAAAUUAUUUCCUGCCUCCUGUUGGCCCUUUUUGCAUCAGGGCUGAUUCAUCGAGUCUGUGUCACCACUUGCUUAAUCUUCUCCAUGGUUGCCCUUUACUACAUUCACAAGAUUUCCUCCACUCACUACCAAAUGGCCACGCCCGUCCCUGUGCCAGCCAAGAUGGUCAGCAAGAGCCGGAAGAGGAAUUGACGGCUGGAAGCCCCCUCGCCUCUCCAAUUUCCGAGCGGCAGGAAGAUGCCGCCUCUCGCUCGACAAAAUUCAAUAAACCCCUCUCUUUGGGUGCUUUUU
Molecule: messenger RNA, 624 nt
Organism: Candoia aspera
Lineage: Eukaryota; Metazoa; Chordata; Lepidosauria; Squamata; Candoiidae
Gene: KRTCAP2
Product: keratinocyte associated protein 2
Exons: 5
Coding region: 31-525 (164 amino acids)
Source: RefSeq, a predicted model, not a curated record